Molecule: messenger RNA, 2493 nt
Organism: Plasmodium fragile
Lineage: Eukaryota; Apicomplexa; Aconoidasida; Haemosporida; Plasmodiidae
Exons: 2
Coding region: 1-2493 (830 amino acids)
Source: RefSeq, a predicted model, not a curated record
AUGCUCCCCCAAAGGGUAGUCUUCUAUCGCCAUGCGCACGAUCAGUUAAAAUUGUUUUUUCAAAUAUGUGCAUCCUAUGAAAAUGGUAACAUAAGAACAGGGGGUAACGCCUUCAGUUCCAUGGUCGGGAAAUACAACAAAAGUGAAAAGAAGAAAUUUAUCAUCUCGUCAUGUAAAACCUCGACGGAGUUUAGGUAUGGCAAUCGUGGGAAACAGAAAGGGGGAAAAACAGCGAAUCGAACAAGUCCGCAAAGUAGCAACAAUUUUUACCUGAACAAAAUAACACACAUACAUAAUGGGAAAAAAAAAUUAUGCGAUAGAAACGAAAAGACAGAAAUUGUGCAUGUCACUAAAAUAAGCAAUAGCUACAUAAGAUACAUUUUGCCCAAACAGGGUCUGCAUUAUUUGUACACAUACCAAUAUGCUUUGAUUGAGCUACUAAACCGGUGUAAUAACAUCUUAAUCAGUUUGCUGUACUCUGACUGCAUGAUAUCUUACGUGGUUUAUUCAUUUUACAAAAUAAAUGCCGAUAAUGUAGAUGCACAGGAGGGAGUAGCAACGUCUAACGGGGAGACAGACAACACGUUUGCGCCAGAAGAUAAGAUAAAGAAGAGGCGAAAAAAAAAUAAUUUCGUAUGCCCGGACAAGUCCGUACUCAUCGUGGCCUCAUCACAGGCACAAACGUCCGCUCUGCAUGAAACGAUAAUAAAAUUGAAACCUCCAGAUGUGUCAACCUACUUAAUAAAUAACGAAAAGAACAUUGAAACUGUGCGAUGCAAUUAUUUUCUAUACAAUAUAAUAAUUUUGAAUGCAGAAAGCUUCUCCCCCAAGUACGACUUUUCCGUUUUGCUAGAGCUUGUGAACUUUAUUAUAAUUGAUGACCUGAGCGAGCUGUAUCAGUUAAAAAUGGACAAUACGGUGAAAAGGAUUUUAACACUAUGUAAGGAAAAGCAGGACAGGGGGGACGCUGUGCAAAUUUUGCUGGUAAAUAAAUCGCAUGAUCAAUGGGUAGUGAAUGACUUGCUGCAACAUGCUCGGAGUGUAAAUUAUGAGGUUUGUGCGGAGGGAGACGGGCGUGCGGUUGACCCGAUUCACACGGUUGACACGGUUAAUGCACUUAGGAUGUUUGACCAGCGUAGAUCUGGGAGUACUUUGCUCGAAGAAGAACAAGGGAGAUACCCCCCAGGGAAAAAGACACACAGCCGCGGUAGAACCACCGCAGAAGGUGUGGCCUCACGGUGGGGAACAACCCUCCACUACGUCAACCUACGGAGGUACAGAAAGAACAACUGUGAUCAUUUCAGCAUUUGCGCCCCCAUGAGUGAAGACAAAAAAUUUCUAGUUCUGUUUUACCUUCUAAACAAGAACAAAGGUAAGAAGAUAUUAAUUUAUUACAAUAAGAGUGAUGUGUACGCGUUUUAUGGAUUUGUCAAUGCGUACAUCCCUUGCGUAUUCGUGUCGAGUUCGCACAAGGAUCACUACAAGAAUAGCAUAGUGAGGACGUUCAACAAGACGGGGGAAUAUGUGCUAAUCACGGACGACAUGAGCAUAAAGAAGGCUUACCCCGUCGAUGCGCAUGUGCAUAUACACUACACCUUCCAAGAGGACGCUAAUUUGUACGUGGACGCGUUGUUCGAGGGGAUUCCGGGAGAGGCGCACGGGGUUGGAGGUAGCGGUGUUGCAGUUAGCGACGUGGUUGGCAGUGGCCACUCCGCAGGCAUUCCCGCCCCCGUUGCGGUGACCCAGUCCAUCCUGUUCUACAGCAAAAAGCAGCGCAAGAAGUACGAAGAGAUUAACGCGAUUUUUAAUUUCAAGAGCUACCCCCUGCCGCCCGCCAAAGAGCUCAAAGAUAAUUUCCUCACCUUUAUGAUUGACGAAAUUAAGGAGGUCGUCAUUGAAGACAAUAAACACCUGGAAGAGGCCAAAAAAAUAUAUGAAAAAUAUGGACAUGCCUUCCUCUCAGCUGCGUUAUAUUAUAUACAAAAAAAAAAAUUGUUUAAAAAAAAUUUUAAAAAAAAAGAUUUUUCCAAUGUGACUUUCAUUGUAGAGAGAAGCACACAUUUAAACACUAAGGCGAAAGUUUUAAUUUUUUUAAACGAUUUGUUGAAUUUAAAAAAAAAUGUUGGAGACAUCAAUUAUUUUGUUCAAAAUUAUAUGUACUGCAAGAGGGGAUAUAUUAUGACCGUGCCUGAGGACAUAUACAAUGUGAUGCACAAGAAUAAAAGUACCGGCGCGAAUGAGGGCAGGUGGGCACACGUACACAUGUACAUUCUUUACAAUAACUAUGAAAAUCGGUUCAGAACUACGCACCUCAGAAGGGGGGUAUACAAGUCGAAGAAAUCGCUCAGGAGACUCAAAAAACGAGUAAACAUGAAGAUCGAACGAGUUGAAAUGAACAAACUGAAGAACUGGAUGUCCUCCACGUUUAAGUUAAACAGGAGGAACGUAAAAAGGGAUGCUUCACCGGGGGUAACGGCGGGUCAGCCGACUUGA